Messenger RNA from Mytilus californianus (California mussel), 5509 nucleotides. Its product is annotated as xanthine dehydrogenase/oxidase-like. Gene Ontology annotation, molecular function: FAD binding; iron ion binding; 2 iron, 2 sulfur cluster binding. The coding region runs from base 120 to 4076 and encodes 1318 amino acids. The transcript has 35 exons. NCBI's taxonomy places the organism in Eukaryota, Metazoa, Mollusca, Bivalvia, Mytilida, Mytilidae. The record is from RefSeq and is a predicted model, not a curated record.
UAUUUAGCUCCCUUCCCUUGCAAUGUGAGCCGAAGUUUAAUAUGUCUUUUAGCCUUCUUAGUGAAAUGACAACCAGUAUGGAUUGUUGAAAAAAGAUAAUUUUUAUGUAAUCACCAACAAUGGAUGCACAAAUUUCUUCAGAACUUGAUAAUUAUAUUGUAUGUCCAGUGUGUACUUCAAGGCAUCUUUGUGGAAAAGAUAAGACAAAAGAUGGAGUUUUUGCAGGCAACUGUGAAUGUUGUGGAUAUUUUUUCAAGUUUCGUGUGAAGUCUACUAUUAAUUCAGAAAUAUCUGUAACCAUAAAUGGACAGAAAUACACAGUUGGAAAUGAAUACCCACCAUUUACUUCACUAAACACCUAUAUAAGAAAAGAGAGGAUUUCUGUUGGUACAAAAGUGAUGUGUCAUGAGGGAGGAUGUGGUAUUUGUAUGGUGGAGGCCAAGUUAUAUGAACCUAUAUCGGAUAGCAUGAAAAGUUAUCCAAUCAAUUCCUGUCUGUGUCCAUUAUUUAUGUGUGAUGGGUUGGAAAUUACUACUAUAGAAGGUGUAAAUGAUGUCAUACCAAAACGACUGGCCAAAUAUAAUGGUUCUCAGUGUGGAUAUUGUAGUCCUGCUCAGGUCAUGAAUAUGCAUGCUUUACUUGAUUUUAACAAAGGAUCUGUGUCAAUGAAGGAGGUAGAAGAUGCUUUUGAUGAUGUGAUAUGUAGAUGUACAGGUUACAGACCAAUAUUGGAUGCCAUGAAAUCAUUUGCGACUGAUUCUUCUUGUAGAAGUAAGACACGUACUGCAGAUAUUGAGGAAUUAGGUAGGAGUUUUUGUGCUAAAACAGGACAGCGUUGCCAUGGUAAAUGUCACCCUCAGAUGGGACAACAACUACAGGUGAUUGGUGCUGAUGCAGUAUGGUACAGGCCAACGGCCUUGAAUCAACUAUUCAAGAUCAUUUCAGACAAUCAAGGAAAGAAAGUUAGAUUAGUAUUUGGCAAUACUGGAUCAGGUGUAUAUUACAGAGAUCUUGGUAUGGCAAAUUUUGAUAUAUUGUUAGACCUAAGAGGAAUUAAAGAAUUAUAUGGUGUUGUCUUUGAUGUUGACUCAACAAUUAUCAUAGGAGGUAACCUGUCCAUUACUCAGCUGAUUGAGGUAUUCACAAGAUUCAAGCUUGCAUCAUUAUAUUCAUACUUUACACAGAUCAUAAAUAUGUUACAGAAAGUUGCUACUAGAUCUGUACGCAGUCUAGGUUCCUGGGCAGGAAAUAUAAUGUUAAAACAUCUACAUCCAGAAUUCCAGUCAGAUAUCUAUGUUUGUCUUGAAGCUGCUAAUGUAGGGCUUGUAAUUGCUGACAAAACAGGAUCAAACCCAAUACCUAUAGGCCAGUUCCUGAAGACAGAUAUGACCAGCAAAGUUAUAGUAUCCAUGAUAUUACAUUCCAUGAGUGAUGAUUACAUUCUAAGGAUGUACAAAGUGGCACAGAGAUCACAGAAUUCACAUUCAUUUGUAAAUGCUGGAAUAAGAAUGAAAAUUGACAAGAGUAACAAUUUUGUUGUGAAAGAAAAACCAUGUAUUGUUUUCUCAGGAAUUUCUAAAGAUUUUGUUCAUGCUGUACAAACAGAGAAUUAUUUACAAGGGAAGGAACUUAAUGAUGUGAAAGUUAUUCAAGGAGCUUUGACAACUCUUGCAUCAGAACUAAAUCCUGACCCUAACAUUGACCCUGUAGAACCAAGUGCUGGAUACAGAAAGAAUGUUGCCAUUGGAUUCCUGUACAGUUACUUUCUUGAGGUGCUAGGAGAUACUGCUGGAUCUAAAUAUAGAAGUGGUGCCAUACCUCUACAGAGACCCCUAUCUUCAGGACAGCAGUCAUAUGAUACCAAACCAAUGGAGUGGCCCCUCACUGAACCAUUGAUGAAGUUAGAGGCCAUGAAUCAGACAACAGGUAAAGCCCAGUACAUAAAUGACAUACCUCUACACAAACCUCUGUAUGCUGCAUUUGUUACUAGUACUGUUGGUAAUGCUAAAUUAAAGAGUAUGGAUCCUUCUAAAGCUCUGAAAUUGCCAGGAGUUUUAAAGUUUAUAAUAGCAAAAGAUAUACCUGGAGAAAAUAACUGUUUUCCAAAUUCAAUGGCAGAAGAGGUUCUAUGUAGUGGUGAUGUUAUGUAUGCAGGACAGGCCUUAGGAAUAAUAGUUGCUGUUGAUGAGGAAACAGCGAACAGAGCUGCAGGAGUAGUUGAGGUGACCUACUCAGAUCAGAAACAACCAAUUCUUACUAUAGAGGAUGGGAUUAAAGCAGGAUCAUACUUUCCUAACCCUGGGGAUGUGGUUACAGCUGGUGACGCUGAAACUGCCAUUGCUAACAGUCCUAAAAAGAUAACAGGAAGUAUCAGUUUUGGAGAACAACAACAUUUCCAGAUGGAAACUCAGAUCAGUAUUUGUACCCCUACAGAAGAUGGUAUGGAUGUUGAAGCCUCUACACAGUGGAUAGACCUAACUCAACAGUCUACUGCUAUGGUUCUAGGGAUCCCAGAAAGCAGUAUAAAUGUUAGAGUGAAGAGACUUGGUGGAGCUUAUGGCAGUAAGAUUACAAGGAAUUUUAUAGUUUCAGCUGGCUGUGCUAUAGCUGCUCAUGUUAUGAAAAGGACUGUGAAGUUAAAUAUGGAAUUUCACACCAACAUGAAAAUGGUUGGAAGACGAUUUUCUUACAGAGCAGACUAUACAGUAGGUUAUAUGGAUGUUGGUAAAUUGAAUGGAAUAAAGAUUCAGUUGUAUUCAGAUCUGGGAUGUUUACCUAAUGACAACAACCUCCCUGUGGCUUUCAUGUUUAUAGAUAAUGCAUAUUAUUGUGAAAAUUGGAAGCUAACACCUGUAGCAGUAAAGACAAAUAAACCAAUGAAUACAUAUUGCAGAGCACCAGGUUCUACCCCAGGAAUAUUUGUGAUGGAAUCAAUCAUGGAGCAUGUUGCUAAGGAACUUGACCUUGAUCCUACAUAUAUCAGAACUCUCAAUCUGUACAAAAAAGGACAGAAAACACCUUUAGGUGGUACAUUGAAGUACUGUAACAUCAUAGAACUUGUAUCAGACCUUAUGUCUUCAUCUGACUUUCUAAAGAGACAGGGGAUUGUUGAGGAGUUUAAUAAGGUAAACAGAUGGAAGAAGAAAGGCCUAUCAAUUGUUCCUAUGAAGUUUGCCCUGACCUAUGUGGGAGUACAUUUUAAUGCUAUUGUAAACAUCUAUGCUGGAGAUGGCAGUAUUUCUAUAUCACAUGGCGGUAUUGAAAGUGGACAGGGUAUAAAUACGAAGGUAGCACAAGUAUGUGCUUAUGAACUUGGUGUACCUAUGGAUUUGAUUAAGGUCAAGGCCAACACUUCCUUAGCCAAUGCCAAUGAUUUUACAACAGGUGCUAGUAUUACCAGUGAGCUCUGCUGCUUGGCUGUAAUAAACUGUUGUAAAGAUCUAAAAACAAGAAUGGCACCAGUGAAGGCUAAAAUGAAAAAUCCUUCAUGGAAAGAUUUGGCACAGAAAUGUAUAGAAGAAAAAGUAGAUUUAUCUUCCAGAUAUUGCGUAUUCCAGCCUGGAACAACUGAUCCCUACUACAACUCAUAUGGAGUUACCUGUACAGAGGUAGAAUUUGAUGUCUUGACAGGUCAACACUUAAUCACCAGAGUAGACAUAUUAUAUGAUUGUGGAGAGAGUAUGAACCCAAUGAUUGAUGUGGGUCAAGUUGAAGGUGCUUUUGUAAUGGGACUGGGAUACUGGCUGACAGAACAGGUCAAGUUUGAAAGCACAACAGGGCAACUGUUGACUCGCAGUACAUGGGAAUACAAGCCACCAAUGGCAAAAGACAUACCAAUAGAUUUUAGGAUACAGUUACUGAAAAAUGCUCCAAACCCAGUAGGAGUUCUGAGGUCAAAAGCUGUUGGAGAACCACCAUUAUGCAUGAGUUGUUCAGCUUUGUUUGCAUUGAAACGAUGUGUAGGAGCUGCCAGGCAAGAUAUACAGAACAACACAUUCUUUGCACUCAAUGGACCAGCCACUGUAGAUAAAUUACAAGAACUUUGUUUAGUAGAUCCAUCUCAAUUUGUCAUCUGAAUGUUUUAACAUAAGCAAUCAACUUAAAACAUUAACUGCAACCUGCCAAGAUAUAUGCCAUAUAAGGGCAUUGCUCCAGAUUUCAUGGUUCACUGAACAUGGAAAUGUGAUAGUAAGAUUAGGGCAUGGGCACAUAUUCUUGUUGAAUAAUCAAUCAAUAUUGCUUGGGACACAAUCAUGUAUUUCUUACAUAAUUUUAUGCAUGUUUGAGUGUUUUGUAUUUUGUUGUAGAAUACAUCUUUUUGACACAAUUCAAUCAGUUGUUAAAGCUUUUUAUUUUUAAUCUUAUAUCUACAUAUUUUAUGGAGCAAAAUAUUUAUAUUUUUUAAAUUUAAAUAAUCAAAACCAUUAUAUAAAUAUAUUAUUUUUAAAAUAGAUACUGUUAUAUUUUUAUUUUAAGUAGUUUGUAUUUGUACUAGACAUUAUAUAUAAGAUUUUAUUAUUGGUAUUAGAUAUAUAUUUUUUCAUUGUGUGCCAUGCCAGUCCUUUUUGUGAGUAGACUGGUCAGUUUUGUAUUGUGUGUCCAACAAUCUCCUGAAUGUAACAUUUCUUGAAAUUAUGCUAACAACAAAUAGAAUGAAGCAAAUUAUCCUGUACCGUUAAUAAUCUGAUGUCAUAAGUAUUUAUUGGCUUCAAUAGCAUGAAAUGACUGUCGAUCAUUCAUACUUAAUAGCCUGUGUUUUUUUGGUGUCUUUUUUAAGAGAAAAAUCAAGUGUCAUAAGCACAAACAUACAUAUUGUUACCAAACAAUUGCAAGUUAUUGGUUCAAAUUUUCGAAAGGUUUAUUCAUUUUGAAAAUACAAAAAAAUAAUUCUAAGAUUAACAUUUAGCUGCGCAAUAAAUGUUUUGCAUUUUAUAAAACAUCACUUUUUAAGGUAAGUUGGACACCCAGUACCUUUAUGAGAUUAUUGAAUGUGCCAUAUUAAUUUUAUUUGUCUUAAAUGUUAUGGUGAAGCCUCUCUUAAUGUGUAAUAUUUUAUGUAUAGCCCUGUGUUUUUUUUUUUUUUUUAAUAUUGUAAAAAUGUUGAGGGCAUUUAUCAAAUGCUUUAAUGUCUUUCUUUAAAUCCUCUUUACACUGUCCCCCCCCCCCCCCCCCCCCCCCCAUUAGGCAAUGCAGACCAAUUCUCUUGAUUUAUUUUCCUCAGUUGAACAUAUUUAUGGAUUAUGGAUAUUGAAUGCCUUUUUGUUACAAUGAUUAGUCAAUACCAGUAUAUAUUUCCAAGAUGACAGUUUUUUUGUGGUAAAUAUUGCAUUAAGGUUACAAACAAAUCCCUAUAUCCUCUACCAUAUUUUGUGAGAACACAAUAUAUGCUCAGGUUUCUUUUUAAUUAAACCUUAUUUACUUGUUAUCUAUGAAAUGUUUACUAAUUUUUUAAGAUAUAUGUUUUUCAAUGUUAAUUAUGAUUUGAUCGAAUAAAAUAUUAUCAAAUGCA